AUCCAACUUCCUUUUUCUUCUUUGGUGGCCGCUCUCACAUAUUGACUUGCUGUAUGUUGAAAUGAUCGACAACUCACUUUUGCAGCUCGGUGGUAGCUUGGAUGGGCAACGUUGCUUCAAAAAGGGGCACAUUUAUGUACAUAUUUCAACAUGGACGGACGACACGCGUGUUCGACUCCUCGAGUCGUGGCUUGUUGAUUCAUUCUUUAUUCUCAACCGAGUGAAAUUUGUAUACGGAAUUAUCGGUAUCCAAGAUGACAAGAUUAUCCAAGAUUGUUGCGGGGGCAGCACUCGCCCCUGUCGCGUCUUCUCUGAGCCUCAACCCAAACGACCAGGCCUCUAUCAAGGAGAAUGCAGCCCAGGUCGCAAAGGGCCUUUACGUAUAUCAUGAUCCUAGCUCGACGACAGGCCAGUUCAAACAACCGGAACCGUGGUUUUGGUGGUUGUCGGGCUCGGCGUGGAACGGCUUGAUGGACUACACUGUAUACACGGGCGACACAACCUACCAAGCCGAUAUCCUGUCCGCGCUGGCAAAGAACCUGGGCCCGAAUUACGACUUCGUUCCGACCGAACAGGAGUCAUGGGAGGCGAACGACGAUCAGGUCUACUGGGUGUACAACGCUCUUACGGCGAUGGAGUAUAACUUCCAAGCUCUGCCAUGUGAGAAGUCCAAGACCGAAGCAGACAAGGAUUGCGCCAACUCUUGGCUCACAAUCGGCACAAACGCCUUUGAGGACUUUGUGGCGCGGUGGAAUAAAGACAGCGCAACCUGUGGAGGUGGUCUCAAAUGGCAGUUCAUCGAGACAGCCAACGGCUACUAUUACAAAAACUCCGUGUCCAAUGCUGGUUUCUUCCAGACUGCCGCCCGACUUGCGCGGUACACCGGAAACCAAACUUUUGGCGGCUGGGCCACCAAGGUCUGGGAUUGGUCUACGAGUGUUGGCUUUGUCAGUCCCGAUUUCCACGUUUUCGAUGGCGCGGGCGACGAUAAGGAUGCGAACUGCACUGCGGUCAACAAGGAUGAGUGGAGCUAUAACAUAGCCUCUUACAUCCAUGGCGCCGCCCACAUGUACGCCUUCACCAACAGUUCGACGUGGGAAUCAAGAGUGCAGGGUCUGGUUCGCACGGCGCAGAGUACCUUCUUUAGCCCUACGUCCAACGCUACUGGCGUGAUGUAUGAGCAGAAGUGCGAACUGGACUCGACGUGUAACAUCGACCAGACUAGCUUCAAGGCCAGCCUGGCACGUUGGCUUGCAAAGACGGCAGUCUUGGUUCCUAGCUUGAAAUCAGAUAUUGACGUACUGCUCGAGGCUACUGCUCAGGGUGCUGCUUCUAGCUGCACCGGCUACGGCAAUGCUACCUGUGGUGUGCAAUGGUACACUGGCGGCUUUGACGGCCAGUCGGACUUGGGUGUUGAGCUAAGUGCUCUCGAAGCCGUCCAGAGCCUACUGGCGGCGAGCGCACCGAAGUUUUCAGUUCAAUCUUAGUGGUGUGUCUUGUAUGCAGUCUUUGCAGCGCAAGUAUCUUCUUGUAUAUAAUCACCCGGCUUAUGUAUGGCAUGGUAUAAGCACGACAUUGUAUGUCACUGUAUAUAGGCAUCAUCUUGCGUAGCGGGAUAUGUAGUUUGUUUGUCAUA
Daldinia decipiens is the source of this 1636-nucleotide messenger RNA. Its product is annotated as glycoside hydrolase family 76 protein. Gene Ontology annotation, biological process: carbohydrate catabolic process; fungal-type cell wall biogenesis. The record is from RefSeq and is a predicted model, not a curated record. Gene Ontology annotation, molecular function: mannan endo-1,6-alpha-mannosidase activity. The transcript has a single exon. The coding region runs from base 255 to 1487 and encodes 410 amino acids. Lineage: Eukaryota; Fungi; Ascomycota; Sordariomycetes; Xylariales; Hypoxylaceae.